Gastrolobium bilobum is the source of this 2002-nucleotide messenger RNA. RefSeq names its product pyruvate kinase 1, cytosolic-like. Gene Ontology annotation, biological process: glycolytic process. The coding region runs from base 95 to 1675 and encodes 526 amino acids. Lineage: Eukaryota; Viridiplantae; Streptophyta; Magnoliopsida; Fabales; Fabaceae. The record is from RefSeq and is a predicted model, not a curated record. Gene Ontology annotation, molecular function: pyruvate kinase activity; magnesium ion binding; potassium ion binding. The transcript is spliced from 16 exons. Gene Ontology annotation, cellular component: cytoplasm.
UACUUUCUUAAAUUGAUUGUCACUCUCUCUCUCUCUCCCUCUCUCAUAUUUUGCUUCUUCCUUUCUCCUUUGAGUGGUUCAGUGAUCAGUGAAAAUGCAGUCUAGCCCUUUGCUUCUUGAGGAACCUAUUAGGAUGGCUUCCAUCCUAGAACCAUCCAAGCCUACUUUCUUUCCAGCUAUGACAAAAAUUAUUGGUACACUUGGUCCAAAGUCACGAUCAGUUGAGACAAUUUCCCGUUGCCUUGAUGCAGGAAUGUCUGUGGCAAGGUUUGACUUCUCAUGGGGUGAUCCAGAAUACCACCAAGAGACAUUGGAAAAUUUAAGGGCUGCUAUCAAGAGUACCAAGAAACUCUGCGCGGUUAUGCUAGAUACUGUGGGUCCAGAAUUGCAAGUUGUAAAUCAAACCGAUCGUCCAAUUUCCCUUCAAGAAGACACAUUGGUAGUCUUAACUCCGGAUCAAAAGAAAGAAGCUACUUCAAAUCUCUUACCAGUAAAUUUUAGUGGGCUAUCAAAGGCUGUGAAGAAGGGUGAUACUAUUUUUAUUGGUAAAUACCUGUUUACAGGAAGUGAAACAACUUCUGUAUGGCUGGAGGUCAGUGAGGUGGAUGGGGAUGAUGUCACUUGUCUCGUAAAAAACUCUGCUACACUCUCUGGGUCAUUGUAUACUUUACAUGUCUCUCAGAUUCGUAUUGAUCUUCCUACUCUUACUGAUAAGGAUAAGGAGGUUAUAAGCUCAUGGGGUGUUCGGAACAAUAUAGACUUCCUUUCAUUAUAUACACGGCACACUGAAGAUGUUCGCCAUGCCCGUGAGUUUCUCUCAAAAUUUGGUGACCUCAAGCAGACACAUAUUUAUGCAAAGAUUGAAAAUAUAGAGGGAAUAAAACAUUUUGAUGAGAUAUUGAGAGAAGCAGACGGUAUCAUCCUCUCUCGUGGAAAUUUAGGGAUAGACCUCCCACCUGAGAAGGUGUUUUUAUUCCAAAAAGCUGCUAUUUACAAGUGCAACAUGGCUGGAAAGCCAGUUGUUGUCACACGUGUUGUGGAUACUAUGACUGAUAAUCUAAGACCUACUCGUGCUGAAGCAACUGAUGUUGCCAAUGCAGUGUUGGAUGGCAGUGAUGCAAUUCUCCUUGGGGCUGAGACCCUACGGGGAUUAUACCCUGUAGAGACCAUUUCUACAGUUGGAAAAAUUUGUGCUGAGGCAGAGAAAGUUUAUAAUCAAGAUUUGUUUUAUAAGAAGGCUGUCAAAUGUAUGGGAGAGCCAAUGAGCCACUUGGAAGCAAUAGCAUCCUCUGCGGUUCGAGCAGCCAUCAAGGUUAAGGCCUCUGUUAUUAUCUGCUUCACUUCAUCUGGAAGAGCUGCAAGGUUGAUUGCUAAGUACAGACCAACUAUGCCUGUGAUAUCUGUUGUCAUUCCUCAAUUGAAGACAAAUCAAUUGCGCUGGACAUUCACUGGUGCUUUUGAGGCUAGGCAAUCACUUAUUGUGAGGGGUCUUUUCCCUAUGCUUGCAGAUCCACGACACCCAGCCGAGUCUAAUAGUGGAACAAAUGAAUCAAUUUUGAAGGUUGCUUUAGACCAUGGCAAGGCUUUUGGCGUCAUAAGGCCACAUGACCGAGUUGUUGUUUGCCAGAAAGUUGGUGACUCAUCAGUUGUGAAGAUUAUUGAGCUCGAAGAUUAGAACUUUCAUGUCAUUUGUGGGUGCAUGAUAAAACUCCUGACGCUUUGAUUCUUGCAUUGUAUGUUUCAUUUAGUAAUAAACACACUAAAGAUACAUAUUAUAGAGGUAGCCUAACACUUAUUUUGCUGAAUUGAGUCAUGGAAUCCAGUUCUACUAGUUAUUGAGUGAUUUUUUUUAUUUUUUUUAUUUUUUUUUGUAAUAAGUUAUUGAGUGAUUUAGAGUGGCUGUGCAGCUUCUCUUUUGUUGUGUUUGGUAUUGAGUCCUCUGAACAGUGGGAAGGAAAUUUUGUUGUUUGAUUGUUUUUAGAGGCUAAAGCAGGUUUGAACA